CCCGCCGCCAUAACUAACCACGAUUUCGUUCCCCCUCUCCUUAACCGAGAUGAUUUCGACCGUUUCGCGAGUAAAUUCCUCCUUUCGUUUCUUCGCCGCUUCCACUGCCACUUUCCGUUGUCCUUGCUUACUUCGCGUUUAGUCGCGAUCAGCGCACAUAGAAUACAUAAGCUUUGAGAAGGAAGAAUUGCACAACACAACGGCUAGAAAUUAUUUCAAAUUUCGGAAUAAAGUGAUCUAUCUUCUAUGGCGUUGUCUACAAUGAUCGUAAUGUGAAUAGCAAUGCAAUAACAAUUCGUACGACUAUGCCAACUGGAUAAUUCCCGUAUGAACCAACAUGCAUACGCGUCCAUAUGCAAAUGGAGUUGAAACAUCGUCAUCGUCGUCGAUAGUUGCGCAUGCGCGUCCGCUAUCGCGAAACGGACAGAAGCGUGAUCAGUCGGCGGGUCGGCCAACUGGUUUAGCGCGUGUCGCUUUCUCGACGGUCAGGAUCGAUCGUGACGAUUAUUAUUUCACGAGGAAAGAUCGUAUGUGAGGAGCGAUCGGACGAAAAUAGACAGGUGGGCCGACGCGAGAUAAUCUUUAAAUAAGUGGGUAAAGUUAUGUGAUUAUCCGUAGAUCGAGGAGUGACGAAAAGACACGAUGAUAUCUCUCGCAGACACGACAGAGCAGAAACAGUUAAACUUCGUUUCAAGCUACUGCCGAGUGUCCUCUAACGCCCCAUGUUAUUUAUCGAACGUGCGCAGAUUUCGUGUAACUAUUUAGUCGUUUUGUAAUUCAAUAACGAACGCAGUGUAUGCGGUGAACGCGUGAAGGCUUUUUGCCUUGUUAGCCAUAAACAGCUGUCAUCGUUCUCAUUUUUUUUACGGGUGAUAUAUUUACGUUCCGAUUCAACGAGGCGACUACAUUGGAUCGUCGAACCGGUUGCGGAACGAUCGAUCGAUAGUGCACAAUCGCGUUCGCGAUCCUACUUUGUCUAGUAUUUAGUAUGAAUAAUUAGUUUUCUAAGCGAUACGUUCAAAACAAAUGGUAAGAGUUCAUAAGGAUAUUUUUUCAUUGAAAAGGUAGACAAAAAUCAUCGAACAUGACGAAUAUCAACGCAGUGUCUGUAUCUCGGAACCAAAAUACCGCAUUAAAUUCCACUGGUUUUCACUUGUCGAAUGGGAUCGAAAAUGUAAUUGAGAAGAUUGAGAAUCUUCGGCUUACUCGCGACACGGUCGAUCAAUCGAAUGAAAUACGCGGUUUCGACGCGUAUCGGACGAAACACAGCGUACGAAGAGUCCCCGGCUGUCAAACGUCGAACAAUAACGACAUCUACGACUGCGAUCAUGACCAUGAUAGGGAGAACGAUCGAAACGAUCUGAUUGAACGAGGGCCGAUUAAAUCGCAAUUUUGUUCGCUGACUCGCAGUCAACCUUACUGGACGAGCGUCGAACAGCCACGGAAUUUUCAAGCAAACGAAACAUUUCCGAUCGAUUACGAUAAAACCGCGGAACAAAUUCUACGUGAUAAAGAAUGUAGUGAAAAAUUGAACGCUUGUCUCGAUCAAUUACAAGAUUUGGAGAGAACAAGCUGCACUUACGAUAGUAACGCUAGAGAUGAAGAUAAAUCGCAAGUCUAUAGUUUAAGAAAGGAUUUUUCUUCGACUCCAUCGACGAUCGUCGGGAAUGCUUUAAGCGACGACUUGUUAUUAUUGGAGAAUGUGCUAUGCGGAGCUUUUCAAGCGGCCCAACACGUAACAAAGAAGAGUUUCCUACGUUCGCAGGAAACAAUGGAAACUUUCUUCGAUACUUGUUUGACCGAUGGUAAUACGAUCGUUUCCAGUUCUGAGAGCCGUGAAUCGAGUCGUACUCACUCACCGGCUUUGCCCAUUUCUACACAAUCUUCGGGAAGAUCGCAACCAAAGACGAAUCACAGCCCAAUCGGCUCUCCUCGGAUCACCGUCACAUCAACGUGCAGCCCGGCGCAAAUUUUCUCCUGUUCUUCAAGUUGCUCACCUUCUUCUUCGAGUCAGUCGUACGGUGACACAUCAAGUCCGAACAGUUCGUUUACAUAUCAGACGACAGCCGGUUCGCGAAUCGGGGAACGAUUCAAACAGGAUUUCGAAAAUUUUCAGUUUUGGAGGCUCGAUGGCGAUACUGACGUAUCCAACACCGUAGUAAAUAAUAUCGACGAUAAUGAACUGUUGUCGCAAGUGAUGGAUGAACUAGUGAGUAAUUUAAACGGAGAAAAAGACAAAGUGGAAGAAACAUAUUUGCAGAACCCUUCGAAAGUGAAAAACGCCCCGAAUACGAUUACCUUCCAAACCAAUAAUUUUCAGCAAGUCCGACACUCUCCGAAUCGCGAUAAUGUCCCCAACGAAGGUGUGAUGGUUCCGAAACCUGUAUCAUGGUUCGACGUAUCGUAUUCUCCGGUAUCACGAGCUAACAUUCCUCAGAAAGAUACCCAGAAGAUCGAAACGACGAACACUGCUAUAAAUGCGCCUUUGCUUUCGAGUUACACAAAGUAUGAUAAAAGUUACGGUACUCUAGUUAAACAGCGUUCGUCAGAAACAAUCAGUACAAAGGACAAUAUCCAUCAUGAGCGUGAUUUCUCCCCAUUGUUUCACUCGUUUGGUGACUCUUCGCCAACCAUAGACGCGAUCGUCGCUACUAAUUUCAGCUUUGAUGAUUUUACCACGAAAAACUUACCAACGAAUCCUAAAGACGAUUAUCAAAUCCCAAAGAUGGUUGCUUCGUUUGAAGAUCAUUCUCAGCAACACUGUUUUAGCAAUUCCGAUCGAAAUACGAUACCCUGGUCAUCGUUGAAUUUGCCAUCUGUAAAGGCAAGCGAAAAACUGAAAGAAAAAUUAGAUCCGCAAGAAGUGAAGAAGGCUAUGAUUAGUCUGCUUAAACGACCGGUAAAAGAACUAGCCAAACAGGACAAAGAUGGAGAUACAAAACUGAUGUGCCUGGUUGGCAACCCGAACGAACUUGUUCAAAAGAUGGCCUAUUUGGUACCACUCGUAGAACGUAUGAGUACAAUCACAGGAGCUUUAACGAUUACGAACAAUCGCGGCGAUGAUGCGCUUUACUUGGCUGCUCUGAAUUGUCCACAAUCUCCGUUCGUUGCUGGUUAUUUAGCUGCGACUAUGUUGGAAAAAGGAAUCGACAUCAGUCAACGAUUAUAUCAUACUCGAGGGGAUACACUGAUACAUUCGAUCGCGGCACAAGGGGAUUCUCAUGAAGAAACUCUAGCCGAAUUGUUGGCUUUGAAAACCAUCCAAGGGAACCGGCUAUUUGACCUAUCGAAACGUAACUAUGAUGGUAGAACAGCGCUCCACAUUGCGAUCGAAACGCAUAUACCAUUUACAAAAGGAAUCACGUCAUUGGGAACGAUAAAACUACUGUUAAAAUACGGAGCAGAUCCUAGAAUCAAAGAAACAAAAUAUGGGAACAAUGCGUUACAUAUGGCAGUUUCUUUGGAUUGCGAUCCUGUUCUUGUAAAGUUAUUACUGGAUACUUGGGCUUCUGAUUUGGUGAAUGCCGUCAAUUACAAUCACGAUACAGCGUUGCACGCGGUAGCAGCUAUGUCGACCAACGUUUCCUUCGACAGGCAGAAGGAAGUGUAUAGGCUAUUGGUUCAGGCCGGAGGCCACACGAAUUUACCGAAUCAUGAAGGAAAAACACCGUUAGACCUUGUUUCCAUGGAGAGGAAAGGAGCUAUCAGAGAGAUUUUGCACAAGAGGUCUUAAGGACGAACGUAUUAUUUUAAUAUUGCAAUGUUGCUACCCCGCACUCUCUCGUUUUACAUAUACGUAUAUUUACUUAUCGUUCACGCAUCUUAUCAUUCGAGCUGUUUCUCUGCUGCAGACCGUUUUUUAUACAGUCUCCCAAACAUGGAUAAGAAAACAAAUCAAAUUCGUUAACAGGAAUUAGGUUGUAGAAAUAUUGUUAUACAGAUCCAUGCUACAAAUACACAGUUAAGAUGUAA
Molecule: messenger RNA, 3972 nt
Organism: Bombus pyrosoma
Lineage: Eukaryota; Metazoa; Arthropoda; Insecta; Hymenoptera; Apidae
Exons: 10
Coding region: 1085-3733 (882 amino acids)
Molecular function (GO): protein binding
Source: RefSeq, a predicted model, not a curated record